Messenger RNA from Malaclemys terrapin pileata, 1727 nucleotides. Its product is annotated as regulator of G-protein signaling 9-binding protein-like. Lineage: Eukaryota; Metazoa; Chordata; Testudines; Emydidae. Bases 1 to 1155 code for a protein of 384 amino acids. The record is from RefSeq and is a predicted model, not a curated record. The transcript is spliced from 3 exons. Gene Ontology annotation, biological process: G protein-coupled receptor signaling pathway. Gene Ontology annotation, cellular component: neuron projection.
AUGGCACCCGGAGACACAUUCCCAGCUAGGAGGAAGAUGCAACUUUGGGAGCCCCACAGGACUGGAGCAGGGAGGCGGUGCUGGCGUGUGGGAGAGUCCGGCUCCUCCAGACUGCUGCCCGGGGGAGGUCACUCCACUGACAGCUUCGGCCCAGGCCGCCUUCCCACUUGGUGCCUGCCUCUGGGAGAACAGCUGGAGCUGAUAAGAGGGGUCCUGCAUCACAGACAGCAGCAGGCCCCAGCCUGCACGAGGCCCCAAGUGGGUGUGAGAGCCCUUUGUGGCACAGCCCACCGGCUACACCCAGGUGUGGAGGACCCCACCUCGACAGCAGGCCCCAGCACCAGCCUGCUGUGCAGCCCAACGCACUGGCUGGUGCCGCUUCCCCAUCCACCAGCAGGCACUGGAGCAAGGCUGGAGAGGGAACACCCAGCAGCAGGGUCCCUGCCCUGGCAGAUGUCCCAUGUGCCUGACUCCCACAACAUGGGGGAGGUGAGAGGGGAGUGUGCAGCUGCCCACACCUCCCUGAGCAAAGUCAUUGUGUGGCACAGACAGCUGGCGCUGCAGCUGGGAGGCACGGCUGACUCACCCCGGCUGCGGGAGGAGCUGCAGGAGCGGAGCAAGGAGGUGCAUGAGCUCAGCAAGGGGCUGCGGAACGUGCUCCUAGCCGGGCUGAGGCAGCCGCUGGCCAGCCCAGAGGAGCGGCAGGAGCUGGAGAGGCUGUGGGUGCUGUCCCUGUCAGCUCUGGAGCUCUUCCACCAAGACCUGCACAGGGCCCAUCAUCUCUGCCAACUCUUCCCCCUGCAGGGGCGGGGGGGGCCGCUGCUGAGCACUGGCGUCACGGGGAAGGCAACAGAUGGAGGGCACAAGCCAUGGAGGAGGCCAAGCCGCAAGGGCGCCAGGAGCACGGAGCAGCUGGGUGCUGCCCCUAGCCUGGAGGAGCAGAUUGAGCGUGUGGGGACCAUGCUGCUGGAGAUGGAGACCAGAGUCAAUGUCCCUGUCUGGACUGUGGAGGCCACAGAAGAGGCCGGGCCAGGCAGCAGCUUGGCCUGUGAGGCAGAGGGGUCGUGCAGCGAGAGACAGGCUGCAGAGGUGGCAGGUGGCCCAGGGUGCUGCAGGCGUCAGGGCUGGCCUGCACUCUGCUGCAUAUUGUCAUGACUAGCGCCCCCAUGCAAAGGGGCAGGACUUUGCUCCCCCCAGGAGAAAACCCAGAACAGGGACCCUUGGCCACAGCAGCCCAGAAAGGCAAGUUUCUUUGAGCACAUGGUGCCCAGCUGGGAGAAGCAGGAAGAGGUGCUCUAGCUUGGGGUAGGAACAGGUUGGCUGAGGGCUCCCCUGCCAGCAGGGCAGUCAGCUCAGGGAGCAUGUGGGAUAGCGGUGGCAAGGUGGGGGAGCACUGCAGGCCAAGGGAAGGGUGGCAAAGAGCCCCCACCCCCCCCCGGCACUGGAGGGAGUCGUGGCAGAGGAGACUGCUGGGGGAUUAAUAAACAUCGUUCUCCCACUUGUGUUCGUUCCCUGUAAAGCCUACAAAGUGCCCCUGCCCCAGGGAACCAUUUCCACACCCACAGUGGUGGUGGUGAUGGAGGUGCCUGGAGGUCACAGAGAUCUGUGCUUGAAUCCCCAUCUGCUGGGGUGACUGGCCCCAGGCAGUGGCAGAUCAGCAGCCGAGAGCUGCCUCAAGGCAGGGCCAGGACCUCUUGGCUCCAAGUGCCCUGGGCUCGGUUCUUGCU